GGAUCUCGGACGGGAAGAACAUACGCCCGAGAAAACGACGGCCGCCAAUAUUACUUCCACUUCCACUACUGCCGCUGCUGCCAGCACGGCAAACAGUUACUCCCGGAACAAGUCGACCACACGCAGCUGGCCGGUAAUACACCGGAACAAUUCCUACUACCGCUACCAAACAUCGAGCGGCAGUGGUGGUGGUGGUGCUGGUGGUGCCAGCGGUGGCGGUGGUGGCCUUCAAUUCUCGGCCAAUCGAAGACAACCCAUCGCAUCGCAGCACCAGCAACAGCAGCACGGUUAUCUGCAGUACGACUACGAUGCGCCCCUGCUACAGCACGGCGUAAAUUACUGCCCACCCAAUGAUACGAACAACAAUACGCUGCUCGGUUACGGCACUGCAAACGCAUCGGGCAACGACUACCAUCUGCUAGCGAGCGGCCACCACUACCCAUCCUCCGGUGCCGGGCCACCACCGGACAAGUCUCCCAGUAUCGAUAGUUGUUACUAUUAUCAGCACUACGGUAACAUGCAACCGUCGGCAACCACCACCAUCAUGGCCACCAGCAGUGGUGUAGCCACUACCACCACCACGACCAACAGCAGCGGACCAGCCGGCCACCAACAGACACCAUCCGGCAACGGGACGUGCUGCUCGAUACCGCCACCGAUUAUGUUCCUCUUCCUGACGCUGCUCAUGACUUCGAGUGCUACCGCUAUGCUUUGUGCUGCCAUUAUGACCGAUCACUGGGAGCACGUGUCCUGGGAUCGUAACAGUCUCGAUCGGAUCAGCAACGAAACCGCGAUCGAGCUGCACUGGUAUUUGGACGGACGGGCAGCAAAGAUACCGCUUAAAGGCAAAGGUCUGCCAACGAAACAUCACCCACAUCAUCAUCAUCAACAGACUGGACUGAAAGGAGGGCCGGCUACACCAUCCCCGGUAGUUACCGAUAAUCGGGCAGGCGUUUUUCUCGUUCCGAUGAACGGUGGCAUCUGGACGCUGUGCAUCGAUUUGACGCCCGAAGAGAUACGGACCAUGUCGAACGAUGGCUUCCCGCAGGUGGAUCAGUGCGUUAACUAUCUCGCCGGUACGAUGGAAAGCGCACAGGGCAACGAUGAGGAUGCGAGGGCCGAUUGGCAACACAGUGAGUCCCAGGCGUCCUUACAUCCGCAUUUAAGAAUGCAGAAUCUAUCGAUUUCCUGCUCGCUGGUGUGUCUAAUCAUACUCGGUAGCGCUGCACUGGUGGGCGCAUUCGGUGUUUGCCAGCGUCAAAUCAGUGCCGUACUGGUGACAGGCGUAAUGUACCUGCUGGCAGCCCUCUUUGCCCUGUUCACGCUGAUGAUCAUCCACUUCAAGCGACAGCAGGGACGACCACUGCUCGACAGUGACUUUGACGGUACCAUCGAUGGUGUGGUGGCCAUCAAGGGUACCGCUAGGGCCGCAUCGAAAUUUCUCGGAGCCCGAAUAUUCGUAACCGCUUGGAGCCUGGACCUGGGCUGGGGCGGUGUGGUCCUUUGCGCCUUCACCUCGUUCCUGUGGAUUUUGCUCUCGAAAAUCAUGCGCUUCAAUCCGUUGUCGGCAAUGAUUUGAUGAUUCAAAUUUAAGUUCAACAAGGUCGCCGUUUACAAUAUAACCU
This is a messenger RNA of Anopheles maculipalpis, 1625 nucleotides long. RefSeq lists its product as uncharacterized. The record is from RefSeq and is a predicted model, not a curated record. NCBI's taxonomy places the organism in Eukaryota, Metazoa, Arthropoda, Insecta, Diptera, Culicidae. The transcript has 4 exons. The coding region runs from base 518 to 1579 and encodes 353 amino acids.